Messenger RNA from Spodoptera litura, 6252 nucleotides. RefSeq names its product adducin 1-like protein hts (gene hts). The record is from RefSeq and is a predicted model, not a curated record. Lineage: Eukaryota; Metazoa; Arthropoda; Insecta; Lepidoptera; Noctuidae. Gene Ontology annotation, molecular function: actin filament binding. Gene Ontology annotation, cellular component: postsynaptic density; cytoskeleton; plasma membrane.
UCAGUCGAUAGCAGCGACGCUACGGCGAAAAAACGAAACUCGCGCCGACAUCGAUCUACUCCGGUGGCGUGUUACAGAAAUUCUUUUUUUACGAACGAAUUAUUGAAAUAAACGCUCUACGCGUAAUGUCGGUGGUGCUGGUGCUUUGAAACAUAACGAACAACGUUUUGUGCAUGUUAUUUUAUAUAAUGUUACCUCGUUUAUGUGCUUAGUGUAAGUUACAAUCGCUAUCCGAUAAGUGUGUGAAGUGACUCAAAAAUCGAGUUUUUAACGCGUCUUGGAGAUCUGCCGAGUCGUGCAUGACUCCAGGCAGAGUGCAGUGUUACAGCUCGUAAAGGUCUAUUAAAGCUAAUUCGCCGUGCCGCCCACGAUGGCAGACACCGACACCGAGCCGCUGGCCAACGGCACGGGCCCGCUGUCCACGGAGGAGGAGGACGAGAGACUGAAGCAGAGACCCGCUGACAUCGACGCUGAUGUCCGCGAGAUGGAGCGUCGCAAGCGCGUGGAGGCGCUGAUGUCCUCGAAGCUGUUCCGCGAGGAGCUGGAGCGCGUGCUGGACCAGCAGAUGCACGAGGGGAACGACGCGCCGCUGCUGCAACGGAUCCGGGAGAUGGUCGGAGGACGGCUGCAUACUGGAAGCAUGAGGGGCCCCGCAUGCGUGCUCCCGAUCAACGACAUCCGCGGCAUCGAGGGCGUCGGCUACGAGAAGGGCGAGAAGAUCCUUCGCUGCAAGCUCGCCGCCGUCUAUCGCCUGGUCGACCUCUUCGGUUGGACGCAGACCGGCAACCACGGACAGAUAACGGCUCGUCUGAACACGGCAGUGGAGUCAGUGCUGACGACUCCCCGCGGCCUGCUCCCGCACGAGGUGACGGCGUCCUCGCUCGUCAAGGUCGACAUGCAGGGCGCCGUGCAGGACCAGGGCACCACCAACUUCCCCGUCAAUGUCGAUGGGUUCUCGGUGCACGCGUGUGUGCACGCGGCGCGGCCCGACGUGCGCUGCGUGCUGCACGUGCGCGCGCCCGCCGCGCUGGCCGUGUCCGCCACGCGGCGCGGCCUGCUGCCGCUGUGCCACGAGGCCGCGCUGCUGGGCGACGUGGCGUACCACGCCGUGCCGCCCGGCGUGCUGGACAACGCGGAGAAGGACAAGCUGGUGCGCGCGCUCGGGCCCAGCGCCAAGCUGCUGGUGCUGAGCGGCGCCGGCGCGCUGUGCUGCGGCGCCACGCUGGAGGAAGCCUUCCACCACGCCAGGAACCUGGCCGCCGCCUGCGAGGUCCAGCUCAGGCUCGCCUCUCUGCCGCUCGACGAACUCACGCUCAUGGAUGAGGACACUCGUAGACAGAUAUACGAGGCAUCUCGCAAGCCUCCGUCGGACGCGAGCAAGUGGCGCGUGGGCGGCGAGGAGUUCGAGGCGCUCAUGAGGAUGCUGGACAACGCCGGCUUCCGCACCGGAUACAUCUACAGACAUCCACUCAUCAAGAACGACGUCCCCCGCCCCAAGAACGACGUGGAGGUUCCCCCGGCGGUGUCCUCGCUGGGGUACUUGUUGGAGGAAGAGGAACUGUACAAGCAGGGAUUGUGGAAGAAAGGCCAAGGCAAGACGGGCGAGCGCACUCGCUGGUUGAACUCGCCCAACGUGUACCAGAAGGUGGAAGUAUUGGAGACGGGCACCUCUGACCCGAAGAAGAUCACCAAGUGGGUGGAUGCUAACAACGACGAGUGGGUGCAGGACGGUUCUCCCGCGCACUCCAGCACUCCGGUCAAGAUCGACACGCUGCAGUUUGUCCCCAAGAACACCAAUCCGAAGGAGUUCAAGGCGUUGCAGCAACAGAUUAAAGAAAACCGUCGCGCGGACAAGAUCAGCGCUGGACCCCAGUCGCAUAUACUGGAGGGGGUCACGUGGGACGAGGCCAGCAAGCUCAUCGGGGAGGACGCCGUCAAUACACACACCGGGGACCAUGUCCAGCAAGUGUUGAUGGGCGCCGCGUCAAAGGGUAUCAUCCAGCGCGGCUACCAACACAACGCGGCCGUGUACAGCGCGCCGUAUGCGAGGAACCCCUUCGACCACGUCACCGACACAGACAUUGACGAGUACAGACGCACUGUCGAGAGGAAGCAACGCUCUGAUUACGACACGGACCUGUCGGAGUCGGAGGCAAUCAGCGCGGCACAGAUCACGUCGCCCGCCAGCGCGCCCUCCGAGACUGAGGAGGAGUCGCGCGACGAACACCGCGUACUAAGAAUAGAGACGAAACAGGCGCCUGUUCGCAGCCAACCAGAGGUCGUACUCAGCGAUGUGGACACGACCGAUUUCUUGGCCGCCGAGCGAGCUCACACCGAUCGGACGAAAGUAGAUCCGCCCCGGGAUCCGAACCUAUUGUCUGACGACGAAGUGUUUUACGACUCGCCCGUACCGCCGGCGAGCUCACCGGAACAGCGCGUCGUUAUUAGAGCGGCAGCGAAACAGCCAACUGUUCUAUCUGACGACGAGGUAUUCACAUCGCCUCCCAAGCCGGUCGUGGUGCGCUCUCAGCAUUACACCACGCCGCAGCCUGUGCCCACUCAGCCCAGUCGACCCAGUCAGGCCAGUCAACCCGCUGUCAGAGGAGAGCACACACUGAACGGGGACCAUUCUGACGCGCACCAGAGCACAUUCUCGCAUAGCAGUAAAGAGGGCUCCCCCUCAAAGGAGGUGUCGACCGAGGACUCUCCGAAGAAGGACAAGAAGAAGAAGAAGGGGCUCCGGACGCCUUCCUUCCUCAAGAAGAAGAAAGAGAAGAAGAAGUCCACCACGCCACAACCCGCCUAGAGGUAAUCCCACAGAUGAUCACUGCCAUCUCGCUUUCAGUAAUGUAAUGUUUUUUGUAAUAAUUGUAAGGUCAUGGUCAGCUGUCAGCUUAUACAGCAUGGAGCGGUGGGCUGUACAUACUCUUGUGGAAAUAUAACAUGCUGUAUACGAGGUGGGUUCGUUCUUUUAAACUGUGUUACAACUUCAGAAAUACGAAAAAAUAACCUGACAGUGGGUUUUGAACUUACGACAGUUGCGUUCAGAAAACUCAAGACAGUAGUGUUCAGUGCGUUCAAGUCCCACUUUUGAGUUAUUUUUUUCGUUUUUUUCAGUUGUUCUCGAAAAUGUAAAAAAUCUAUUAAAUGUUUUAUUAUUAUUAUUGUAAUUUUCUUUAUUAUCUAUAAUUGGGCAUUGAUAUAAAUUUAGUAUAACGAACUCAUCUCUAGUAUUAAGAAUUUUUUAUUGAUUUUUGUUAAAAGUCGCUUAUGGCCUGACUCUCCAUUUAUUAGUACAAGCCUUCCAAGGGGGUGAACAAAGAUUUAAUCAAUUUUAAAAUAUAAAAGAAUGAUUGCGUUUCCAUGGUAACAUUAAUAUUAAAAAUAAGAACGAUAAAUAUGAUAUUAGAUUUGUGUAGUGUUGAGCUGAAAUGUACUUUAUAACUAAAGUAUUAAAGCUGGUAAUCUGUUACCAUGGUAACGGGAUUGAUUCUAUCAUCAUGAGUAAUACAAAUGUGAACCUUAAAAUCUAUAACAAUAAGGUGUAUUUUCGCACUACAAAGGUUGUUAAGCGGCUUAAAAAUCUGUACAAUUUUGUUAAAAGACCCCACCCACCGUCAUUCGAGGUUAAUGCCUUAGCAGCUGCUACCACACUAUAGAUGGCGCUCGUAACGCAUUGAGCAUUUUUUCGGCACGUAAUGAGCAUUUUUGUGGAUUCUGCACUCGGCCGCGUGAUUUCGAGCGUGGCUUUGCGAGCAUCGAGCGUCGAGCGUACGAGCGCUCUUAGAUUAGGAAGACGCUAUAAAAUAGUUCUUUAAAAAAAAAAGCGUAAAUUCUUAUUUAUUUCCGAACAUUCACAACUUUUGCCUUGCCAACUUUUCUUAUGUCAUUUUCAAAUCUAUAUUUUUCUUUUUUUUAACUAUUUUAUCAUAGUCUCUGAUUUGUAGUGUUUCAACUGAGAAUGCCGGCUUCGAGGCAGCUCCUUAACCGGCGUUAGAUUGUGACCAAUGCAAAAUGUCCUUUACUAUUGGCUGUAUAUUAAUUUAUUAGGAUUAAUACGUAAUAUACUCUCUUUUGCUACUCAAUUUAAACUAAGUGGCCUUUGUAUUAUGUAUUAGACACAUAAUUUGUAGAAAGUAAGAUUGUCCCGGUCUUUUUAAUCUAUAUGUCUAGAACAUGUGUCUGUGUCAGAUACUAUAUUGUUGUAACAAAAAUACAAUAAUGGCAAUGGAUUCUAGAAGUUAUACCAAUUAUAUCCAUUAUAUGAACAAUAGGUCCCUAUUAUAUACAAAAACUAGGAGUUACAUUUAACUUAUACUUAAAAUGUAUCUAAAUAUGAGUAAAACAAAUUCUAGAUAUAAAAAGAUACAAAAAAUUAUAAUCUACAAAGUACAAGACGCAGGCAACUACCGCCGGCGUUUUCAGUUGAAACUCAACGCGACGUGGUGCAUCGUUAUACAAUAUUAUUAUUUCUAGACAGCAUAUAAUGCUUUCAUGUUUAUAGAGGGCGCUCUUGUCGAUAACCGUCUGCUACAUCCAAUAACUCACUGGCGUCCUCAAAGAUAUAUUAUAAUUACUUACUCUGAGUACAGUGGUUAAUGGAAAAUAUUGUCACUGUACUUUAACUAAAUUUCAAUCCCCGAGCGGUUGCCGAUAACCGGUCUCCAGUAAUCCAUUAUAAACCUUAUUUCCAAUGUUUAAAGACUACUGUUGUGUGACCAAAUUUCGGUCCGAUAUAUCAACGUAUUAAUCCAGUCCUUAGCAAUUGUUUCCGAAACAAAACCGAUACUGAAGAAUAGUUUGAGUAAUCAUUUAAUGUCUGACUAAACUGACAGAUAUUUUGAUACAUCAAGUUAUCUGCCAGAGCCUUAACAAGUUGUGAAGGAAUAGAGUCGUGACUAUGGUCUUUUUGAUAGUAAUUGGCUGUAGCAGCGAGUCGAAAGAUCCCUCGCCAAUUUGUGCUUUUAAAUAAUUAUAAUAUCGAAAUAGAAUAUAUCUGUCACAUAGGAUGUUCUGUCAUUGCUUACGACUGAACUUUCAAAGAUUUCAGACCGAUACUGCAAUAUCAACGUGACGCCAUAUUUGAUUCCCGACUGACACUGACAUUUCAACUGUUAAUGUCACUUUUGACAGAUGAUAAAAAAUCUUGAGUAGAUGGCGCGCGAGAUUGAUGUGUCUUAUGAAGCCAGUGUCGGUCGUCUACCUCAAAAAUUAAAUAUUUUUUUAAUUAUUUUAGUUUGUUUAGCGUGGUGAAUUGGAUCGUAUUAUUAUGUGUAAAGUUUAUUUUAGUUUACUGACAGAUCAUCCUAUAACGUUGAUAUUAUAUUAAAUAUAAAAACAAAAAUAUAAUAUAUGUUAGCAUUUUAUGUAAGUAUAAGCAGGCUAGCCUACUUGUGUAGUUUUAACUUAUUUUUUUCCUUUUUUUUACUAUUUUGGACGUAAUAUAUGCAAGGGUUGUGUGAUUUGGUCAUUAUGACAUUUUUUAUGCGUAAUUAGUCUAAUUUACGAAUUACGUAAUGUUAAAUGAAAAUGCAAGUAAUUAAUUAACGUAACUAAUACUGCCAGUAGGACAUUUUGACAAGCAAUUUUCUAAUUAUAUAUAAUACGUAAAUAACAAUUUACUUAAAUAAAUUUCUUUUUUAUCUAUGACCAAGUCACACGAGCCAUUUUAAAGAGAUCAGUACAUUACAUUGUUGUUAAUUAAACGAGAAAUUGUCUUAAUUUUUUUAAUAAACGCAAAAAUAUACAUUUUUUAUUUUUCGUUAACCCUUUUUAUUAUUAUGUUCAAUUUGACAUUACCUAGAAUCAGUCUAGUGUUUUUAAAAAUGACAAGUUGAUGUUUGUCUAUGGCGGUUGCCUAGCAACGAGUUGCGGGGGGCUUAGGACCAAAUACAGUGGAUUACAUACAUUGAAGUCUUGUGUAAAUGUAAGAUUUCCUUUGUACUUAUUUUGGUCAAAUUUAACCCAACCAGGAACUUGUUGCUGCUAACCUCAUAGGCAACCAAUACUUGGGUGAAAUUGAUAAUUAUUUUAACCCACAAACCAUACAUUUUGACAUUAAUUCUUAUAUAACAUAGUAUAUAUAAAUGAAAUAUUUUUUUUUAGUUUUUAAUAUAUUUUUCCUUUUUGUACCCGGUCACAAAUCUUCGGGCGAUUAGAUGUAAGGAUAGCUUAAAUACGUUAUGUUACGAUGUAUGUGUAUUUUUUAUUUCGUAAAAAUAUAUGCUAUUUGAAAAAAACGUUUAUUAUGAA